AUGAACUCUAGCAUUGACGCAAAUAUUUCGUGCACGAUCACAGAGGAAUCAAGUGAUAGUAGUGACAUGGAGGAGGCACGAGGAGAAAGAUCAAGACACAGAAACAUUAAACGGAAAGACAAACAGGCCAGCAGUGAGGGCACCUCUCAACCUCAAACAUCUUCGAAAUCAGUCCUUAAAAUUCAUAUUAGAGACGAAAAUACACAGACAGACAUUUCCUCCUCAAUAUUUGAUGAAAUGUUACGAUUUCGAUCUAUCAAUUUGUUCGAUGAGGGAAUUCAAACAGAACCAGAGAUUUCUUCUUCUCCUCUUGAUAGUAGCCAUCUUACAAAUAACGAUGACAACAAUUCUGUUGCUUCCUCGACCAAGUCCGAAAGAGACAGCAAGACCAUUGCCGAAUUGAGAAAAACCAUUGAGGAGUUGUGUAAAGAGCUCGGCUCGUCCAAUGUUUACAUUCAACAUCGAGAACAGGAAAUUGCAAGUGAGACUUCACGAAGGAGAAAGCUAGAGGAGGAGCUUGCAGAGACCAAAUCAAAUUGUUCCAAGUUGAAGAAAAAAAUCACAGAGAUUUCUACCCAAGUUGCACAACUUGCAGAGGAAAACACGAUUUUGAAAGAACACGAUUCACAGCUCCAAAAAGAGCUGGAAAGAACCAAAUCUGAUGCAUAUGCACUUUCUGAUACCAAGGAUAAGGAACUUCAGAGUAUGAAGAAGGAAUGUGAGGCAAUUAUUUUGGCCCUAAAAAAAAAGAUUGAUCUGCUCACUAAAAAUCAUCAAGAAACGCUCGCACUGCUUCAGAGAGCAAAGGAAGAGCAUUCAAGUGCAACCACCACUAUUCAAGAAGACAUGACACAAAAAAUUAAGGACUUGUCACAACAAAUUAUUGACACUCAAGAAAGAUGUGACAGAGAGAAGAGGAUCAUUAUGGAUCAAUGCGACAAACAAAUUCAAGAAAUUCAUAGCUCACAUAAAAAAGAGCUCGAACUACUCAAAGAAGAGCACUCCAAGAAAAUAAUGGACUGGGAAAAUAUUUCCAAUCAGCAAGCGGAUGAAAUUAAAAAGUUGAAAAACUCAGUUUUGGAAUUGGAAAAGAAGGAACACGCCAUAACUCAUGAGAAUGAAGAGCUUAGAAAAAUUAUUCAAAAGCAAAAGGAAAAGCUCACAUUGCUAUUGCAGUCCAAGCAAGAAGGUAUGGCGUUACUGGUGCGUCAGCUCGAGGAGAAAAAACAAGAACAAGUUUCCAAAGAAAAACUCUAUCUAAAGGAGCUUGACAAGGUCUCGAAUUAUGUGGCUCUGUACAAGAAUCAAGCAGAGACGCUUCAAACUCAGAUCAAGGAGACAGAACAAUCUCGACAGGAUCUCCUCAAGCAGCUUGAAGAUGUGAAAAAAGAAAACAGCAAUGUUGCGACCGAGAGUGAAUCAUUGAGGAAAGAUUUUGAGACGAAAGAGCGUGAAAUUAGAUGUGAGUACGAAAAGAAAAUCCAAACCAUACGAGACGAUUUUAAAAAAGAUCAAGAAGCAGCACUCCUAGUCAAAAACACCAUGCUCAAUGACAACAAUGACACGAUUCGAAAACAAAAAGAGGAACUGAACAAGUUACGAGACAAGGUCACAUUUCUUGAGAAGGAACUGGAUCGAGAAAUUAGAGAAAAGGAUCGAUUUUUCAGGCAAGACGAGAAGCGAGAUGAAAUGAUAGAAUCACUUGAGAGAGAAUUGCAGGAAGCAAAAGAAUUGGCAAAUAAGGAAAAGACCAAGCGACAACGUUGCAGAGAUGAGUUAAACGAAAGAAUUUCCGAGAUUUCUUCCUUGCAAGAGCAAAUAGAAAAAUUCAGAGAACACAACAGUGAAUCAAGAGAACAGCUGACAGCCGCUCUAAAAAAUCUCGAAAUGGAAAAGCAACACAACAAGGAACUUACUCUUCAACUGGCUCGAGUGGAAUCCAACAUGUUGGAAGUAUCACAAGCAACCAAAAAGAAGUACAUGGUUUUGGAUUCUGCCAAUCAAGAAUUGCGUUCUCGUCUCAAAGCAUCAGAAGAGAAAAAGAAGCUCUAUGCUCAACAUAUUGUCGAAAUGGAAGAAACAAUCAAAACACUCAAAGAAGCUGCCCUAAAGCAAGCAGAGUUGCGUAAAGAGGCAGAAGAGAAAGUGAGCAAAUUUAAAGCAUUUAUUGAAAAGAGUUUUUAA
Naegleria lovaniensis is the source of this 2184-nucleotide messenger RNA. RefSeq lists its product as uncharacterized. NCBI's taxonomy places the organism in Eukaryota, Heterolobosea, Eutetramitea, Acrasida, Naegleriidae. Bases 1 to 2184 code for a protein of 727 amino acids. The record is from RefSeq and is a predicted model, not a curated record. The transcript has a single exon.